AUGUCUGUAGACAUUGUGGGAUCGUGGGAGGUGUCUCUGAGUGAUGGGGUGUACCGCACUGAGUUUGAACACGGAACAACAACUCGACGACCUGGACUUCACGCUGACGUCAAGGAGGUGUUAAGAAGAGAUUGGAUGUUCAAACUGGUGGGCAGAGAAACAUUUCCUGUUGGGAGUACAUAUACAAAAGCAACCAUAACCAUUGAAGCAAUUAGUGGGUUUUCCUAUGAGUACACACUGGAGAUCAACGGAAAAAGUCUUAAAACAUUUUUGGACAAUCGAUCAAAAAUUUCCAAAACAUGGUUGCUGAAAUUGGAUGGUUCUGAUUGCAGGAUAGUUCUGGAGAAAGACACUUUGGAUGUGUGGUGCAAUGGACAGAAAAUGGAGACUAUGGGGGAGUUUGGAGACGAUGGAACCGAGACCCACUUUGGAGUUGGGAACCAUGAAUGCUGCAUAAAAGCAACAACCACUGGAAGGAAACGAAACGGAAUGAUUCAUUCCCUUCUGGUGGAUGGGAUCAGGAUAGAAGAGGCCAUUGUGUAAAAUGGAGACUAAUAGAAUUCAGAUGUUCAAGACGUUUAGCAACU
This is a messenger RNA of Xyrauchen texanus (razorback sucker), 587 nucleotides long. RefSeq names its product Fas apoptotic inhibitory molecule b (gene faimb). The coding region runs from base 1 to 543 and encodes 180 amino acids. Gene Ontology annotation, biological process: canonical NF-kappaB signal transduction; positive regulation of neurogenesis; negative regulation of extrinsic apoptotic signaling pathway via death domain receptors. Lineage: Eukaryota; Metazoa; Chordata; Actinopteri; Cypriniformes; Catostomidae. The transcript has 5 exons. The record is from RefSeq and is a predicted model, not a curated record.